UCGCUCUGCUUGAUGUUGUUGGCGGCACCGUAGGCAGAUACUGUGAGCGCGUCAGGGUCCUCAGGUGGAACCUGAAAUAGCUGCUGCGCUUAUAACACACAUACACACAGUGGUAGGCGAAGCGAUGCGCUGGUUCAAGUCUGUUGAAGGCGCCUCGUUAUUUAGCAAAGCGUGACUCAUGAGAAACAAAGAUACAGCCGAUCGGCGCUCCAGAAUGCGGUUUCUUUUCCUCAGCAGGGUCCAUUAGGGGUGAGCUAGCGAGGCAGAGAUGAGUCUGACUUCCUGGUUCCUGGUGAGCAGCGGCGGGACUCGCCACCGUCUCCCCAGGGAGAUGAUCUUUGUGGGGAGGGACGACUGCGAGCUCAUGCUACAGUCCCGCAGUGUGGACAAGCAACACGCCGUCAUCAACUACGAGCCCAACACGGAUGAACAUAAAGUGAAGGACCUGGGAAGUCUGAACGGGACGUUCGUCAACGACGUGAGGAUACAGGAGCAAAUCUAUGUCACGCUGAAAAUUGAUGACAAGUUGAGGUUUGGAUACGAUACCAACCUGUUCACCGUGGUCCGAGGAGAGCUGCAGAUUCCUGAGGAGGCUCUUAAGCAUGAGAAGUACAGCAGCCAGCUUCAGCUGAACCAGAAGAGACCUCCUGAGGGGGAAUCGUCCAAACCAGAAGCCAAACCUUCUGAGGCAGCGGCAGUGGCACCAGCGAGCGAGGCGGCGGCUGCCAAAGCGCCUGAGCCCAACAGGCCGGAGGACAAAGCAGGGGAUGUAGCGGUUCUGCACAGAGGCACACCGCUCUAUGGACAGCCUGCUUGGUGGGGGGACGGAGAUGCUGACGAGCAGCAGCCGGGGAGGCCCGACGAGAGGAGCUCAGAACGGAGGCGAGACAAGGCAGAAGCAGACACAAAGAGAAGCGCUGAGGUCCCGAAGCCCAGCAUGCAAGCACCUUCCAAUCAGGAGCCGAGCUACUUUGAGAUCCCGACCAAGGACGCCUGCUCCGCCGGUAAGGUGGCUGCCGAGGGUCAGCAGGAGUCAGCUGCGGAGCCCGUUCAUGGCCACGCCUCCUUCACCAUCGAGUUCGACCCCGGCGUGUCAGGUAAGGUCACCGUCAAAGACCGGGUGGCGAAGGCAGCGCCGGAGACCAGGCCGCGCCCCAAGCGGCCGGUCGGGGAGGAGCUGAGUCCGCUUCAGACCGCCAUGGUUGCAGCGGAGGUCAAGGUCGCUGACUGGCUGGCCCAGAACGAGCUGCCGUUAGCGCUCAAGGAGACGGUAGCGGAGGACGAUGGCGAGAGUGUGAAGAGCGACGUGCCCGUACACCUCCGGAGUCUUAAAGGCAGUAAACACGAAGACGGCACUCAGAGCGACUCGGAGAAUGCACUAGCGGAGCAGCGCAGGGCUGCGGCGCUGGAGGAGCAGCCCUGGGGGCUCUGGGGCGGGGCGGGGUUAAAGGUCAGGGAGGGUCGCGCCAACGUGCCAGAGGGGCUCUUCGCUGAGGAGGACAGUCCCGCGCGGCGCCGCAAGCCCUCCACUUCCAAAGCGGGGGGCGGGCUCGUGGAGAGGCGGCGCGGCUCAGCAUCGCAUCAGCAGGGCGGCCGCGAUGAAUGUUAUCGCCAUAGAGACGACUACAGCGACAGAGGCACCUACACCAUCGAGGCAGAGAAUGGGGACAAUGAAGAGGAGGAGGCUAGGAAAAUGAUUGACAAGGUGUUCGGUGUGGACGAGCAAGAGGCCGUGUGUGUGUCCAGGUUGGGGGGAGGUGAUCAAAGAGAGAGGGUCCACUCCCGGGGGUCGGGUACAGGAGAGAGGGGAAAGCCUGGACGUGUGGAGGCAGAGGUGCUGUCUGAGGAACUGGUGGUGGGUGGUCCUCGCUGGGUCUCGCAGUGGGCAACGCUGGCCGCCAGUCACGUUAGGACGGACCCCGAGGGAUCAGGAGGGGAAAGUCACAUCAUGGUUACGGAAGACCGAGCUGAAAUAAGUGAGUCCAGCCACUCGGCCUCGCUCGCCUCCUCUGGCUACAUGGAGCGUAAGAGGAGAACUUUGCCCCAGCGGCCGUGCGAGGAUGUGGCUCUGGGAAGGAGGACCCCCUGCUCAGGCCUGCGUACGGACCUGGGGGAAAAACAGGACACUGAGCUACAAGAGAAGGAGAACCUAGAAGACAAGAGGAAGAGUCGAGCCGGUCGCACUGCGGGAGGCGCCGGCAGCGUCGGCGGCAGCCCCAGUCGCUCCUCGCCAUCCAGGUCGCAGGACAGUGGCGGCGGGAGGUCGGCCCAGUCCAACGCGUUGACCAAGCUCCCGCCGCGUCCGCUAACCAGCGGAGAGAGGAGAAUGGAGGAGGCCCGGAGGAGGCGGAAGGAGGAGGAGAAGGCUAAAGACAACAGUGGGAAGCCAUUGUUGCGGCAGGAGAGUUUCACCGUGGAGAAGCCGAGCACCAACGUACCCAUUGACCGCAUACCGCGAAUUGACGGGCUCGCAGGGAGCAAAGCUCAGAGCAGAGAGGCGGGCGUUGACAGCGCCACACUGCAGAAGGACUCCGAGGCCGUGGCGGCCUUUCUGGAAACCACAGUUUCGGACCAAUUUGAUCCGCCAAGUCAGUCCAUUGAAGGCUCCAUGUCCCCAGAGUCAGACGUGGACACGACAAGCACAGUGAGCCAGGCUGAAGGGGCCAGGAAAGUGGUCCAGAAGCGUAGGAGCCUUGCAGGACAGCAGAAGGAGAGAACCGUGGUGUGCUCCUCCGGUAAAGGUUCUGCCGGAGGGCGCGAGACGCAGGACAGAAAGGUCAGGAGCAGAACGGCCGCUCCGCAGGCCUGUCGGCCCUGGACCUCCCUGGACCUCACCGACGACGACGUUAACUCCAACUCGCUCCUUUCGGACUCGCAGCCCACCGCACAGGAGCCCAAGAGAGUGCAGACGGGUGGUACAACCGUGGGGGCCAGCACCAAGUCCAGUCGGGCCAAGACCACUCAGGCCACGUCCUCCUCUGCGCCCGGUAAACCCGCCAGCGUCCCCAAGCCCAGGCCGACCAGGGCGUCCCUGCUGAGGCGGGCUCGGCUGGGGGACUCGUCAGACACCGAACCUGCCGACCUUGACCGGAUGUCGGUGGCCUCUGAGGCCUCCACUGCCAGCUCCACAUCCAGGACAGGGAUGGCAAAGCGAGGCAUGUCCAGGAUAGAAGCUCUGGCGCAGCCAAGAAGGCCGAGGGUGGGCUCCCCAUCUGCCCAGAGCGACUCGGAGGCCACCGUCACAAGGAAUCGGGGCCUGGGAGCCCGGACGGCAGCCGGUGAUUAUGCCAUUAGACAAGGACUUAGAGGGGCUAAUGUCACUUCACUGUCUGGGCCCAGAGCCAGGGCAAACAGCGCCUCCAAGCUGCCUGACAAGAGUAAAGGCACUUCCUCCUAUGGACCACCUGCAACGGGCACUCGGUGGCGCCGCGUGCCUGUGGAGUACGCCUCCACCUCGGAGGACGAGUACGGCUCCAACCGACACGCGUCCAAGCAGGGACACGCGCGACCGUUCCCAUCCACCCGCGUGGCCCAGCUCGGGGGUUCGGCGCCCGCGACUCCCAACCCCGCAGGCCUGUCUGCGCUGAAGCAGCACUCCAAGGAGCAGGAUGAGUACGUGAGAGACUGGACAGCACACAGCGAGGAAAUAGCCAGGAUCAGCCAAGACCUCGCCAAAGACCUGGCCAUGCUCGCCAGGGAGAUUCAUGAUGUGGCAGGCGAGAUCGACUCAGUCAGCCCUGCAGCCACCGACCCUGGAGUGCUGCUGGAGGAACGCGCGUUUGAGGACCGCCUGGAGCUGGGAGAUCCCUCCAACGAGCACGGCAGCGCCACCAACGGCCGCUCUGUGGAGCUGCGAGCACCGAGAGGGUCCGGCGGACAGAGCUCCCGCUCCAUCCGAAGGCAGACGUGGAACAGAGAACAAGCGGUGCUUGACGGUCUCCUACUAGCAUCUGUGACACAACUCUCAGCUCGAAUACGCCAGUCUGUCGACAAAACAACCUGCAAAAUCAGAAUCCUCUUCAAGGAUAAAGGACGGAAAUGGGAGGAGAUUGAGAACAAGCUGCAGGCAGAGCACGACUCCUUGCUCCUGAAAAGCUCCAACAAGGAAAUUUCCGGCAUAAUUCAAGACCUGAAGAGAGUGGAAAGGCAACUGCUCGCCGUUGACAUGAUGGUGGACCCUGAUGGCACCCUGGACGCCCUGUCCAACCUGGGGCUGAUGAGCCCUCUAGCUGAUCAGAAGACCAGCCCGCCUGUCCAGCACAGCGCCUCAGGGUUGGACCCCAGGUCCGAAGCCUCUUCCAGCACGCUCGCAGGCCCCAGGCCUGAAGGACCGGCCUCUGGAUCCUCCAACCACACAGGGGGGGCAGAGCGAGACUCUAAAUCCCACAAGUGAUAGUGCUCCAACAUAUGAGUGCAGAGCAGUCCGUGGAGUGUUGUCAGAAAAAAAAAUGUGUGCUAGCUGUGCAAGCUAAAUUUAUUUCAUGGCAUCUUAAAGGUCGGAUAGAUUCCAUGAUUUUGGGACUGACAGCUUUGGAUGCUAGAUACCCAAAACGUAAUAUAGCAGUAAUUUCUGGACUUAUGAAGAUGCUCCAACCUAAUAUACAUCCAAUCCAUCUGUGUUUUUGUUGCGAAUCAUUGUUGUUAUGCUUAGGGGUGGGGUUAAAGACCUAAAGGACAUGAUUCCAUAUUCUUGCAGUGUUUUGUGUUCUCAUAUCAGAGAGCAAACCUCUGUGUCUAAAUCAAAAGCUGAUUUAAAGCAGAAAGUAGAAGUGGUGCAGUGGUGUACAGAGGUUAUUCUGUCCUGCCAUAUAAGUAUUUAUGAAAAUAAAUAUGCCGCCGGCCUGUUGCACUUUGCAGUACCCAAGUCUAGCUCGGUAAUGAUUUUCCGUCCAGCGUGGCCACUGUGCCCGCUGCUUAGGAAUAGAACUGGGUGCGUACAUUAUGUACCAGGGUAGAUGUUUAUUUUAAAGUAUCUAAAGUCUGAUCACACCUUGUGUCUUUGGAAAUCAGCGUGUCAAAGAUGUUCCCUGUGCGAACUCAAAUGUAGCUCAUACAAAAAGCUUUUCCUCUUUCAAAUGUGUGGGGUUUUUUUUGUCACAAGUGCCCUGGGUGAAACAAUCAUUGUGGACGGUGAGAUGAUGCAGCGCGUGGGAGAUGACAUUUGUUCCUUUGCACAUUUCAAGGCUGACCCAUGUUAAUGAUCAUCCGAGGGACCAGGACGCGACGCUUCUCCGUGUCUCCUCCACCAAACACAAAGCAGGGUUCAACGCCGGCUGUCGCUAGCCCUUCGUCAGUUACUGUGCUUUCUGUUGGAACCAGCAUAGACGAAUGGGGGCGAUUGGCUCCGAGUCCUGCAACUGCUUCUCAGCGUUGGAGAAGGAACGGACGGUGUGUGUUUUUCUAGUGUCUCGCCUCCAAUGUUUACACAUGAAUGUAACCAGAUCAGAGCUGUUGAAAUUUUAGUCAAAGCUACUUUAAUGGAGACAAUGUACCCAGCACCUAUUGUACUGUCUCUAAUUAUGUUUAAGCGAUUUAGAGACUUUCAGUUUGGAUGUUUUGUAUAAAGUUGUUUUUUUUUUUGUUUUUUUUAACAACAAUAGGUUAAAUGUUGAUUUUGCAAUAUGUGUGUAUUGUUUGUCUCAUUUCCAAUAAAAUGCAUGAUAACGAUGA
Messenger RNA from Betta splendens (Siamese fighting fish), 5670 nucleotides. RefSeq names its product centrosomal protein 170Ab (gene cep170ab). Bases 269 to 4393 code for a protein of 1374 amino acids. Gene Ontology annotation, cellular component: centriole. The record is from RefSeq and is a predicted model, not a curated record. Gene Ontology annotation, molecular function: protein binding. NCBI's taxonomy places the organism in Eukaryota, Metazoa, Chordata, Actinopteri, Anabantiformes, Osphronemidae. The transcript is spliced from 18 exons.